AACUUUUCGCGCAUGCGUGGUAUUGAGUAACAGUGGCACGAUGGCUGCGGACAGUGCCUUGCUGCUGUCUCUGGUAGAGGAAUAUGUCUCGGGAUUACAGGACAGCAAGGCCAAAGAUACAGCAACAGGUGUAAGAGAUGGACAGUUCACAGUCCUGCAGCUGGUGGAGGCUCUGGGACUCAGUCUGACCAGCUCUCAGCCUCACACACGGGCCAGAGGAGUCCAGCUUCUCUCUGAAGUUCUACACGAGUGCUAUGAAGGUCUUACAGAGGCAGAAGUGGAAGUUCUCCUUGCCUUCUAUGAAAACCGUCUGAAGGACCAUUACGUCAUUACACCGCCUGUUUACAAGGGCUCAGAGCGCUGGUUAACAAAAUGCAAAGCGUUGCCUCCUGGCUCAGCUGUGUCAAUGCUGAUCUUGUUCCAGGAUGUUCAUGUUCAGUCACUGAUGCUGACAGAGAGAGCUUGUGUCUACACCAUGCUCAUCAACCUCAUGGAGAGCCGAGAGGCCGAGCUGAAGGGUUUGGGAGCAGACUUUGUGUUUGGUUUCGUCCAAUCAAUGGACGGCGAGAGAGAUCCUCGAAACCUCCUGUUAGCCUUCCAGAUAGCCAACAACAUCAUCCACAGAGGUUAUGAUCUAGGUAAAUUCACAGAGGAGCUGUUCGAGGUGACGUCCUGCUAUUUUCCCAUCGACUUCUCCCCCCCUCUCCUCCCCAACGACCCCCACGGCAUCACUAGAGAGGAACUCAUCGAGACACUGAGGAGCGUUCUCACAGGGACGCCCAAAUUUGCUGAGUUUCUGUUACCUCUCAUUAUUGAGAAGCUGGACUCGGAUGUUCAGAGCGCGAAGCUGGACUCUCUGCACACUCUGACUGCGUGUGUGUCACAAUAUGAACACAAGGACCUGGGAGAGUUCCUGGAGGGACUUUGGACGUCACUGCGCAGGAGAGGUAAAAAACUAGUGUUUCAGACGUCUAGUGAGAAGAUUGAGUCUGCCGGCCUCGCCGCUUUAACCGCAAUCACUUCCUGUCUGUCUCGCUCCGUCCUCAACUCUGACUCUGAAGACUCCCUCUGCACCUUCCUGGAUCUCGUUCUCAAAGAUUGCAAACAUCACCUGUGUGAGCCGGACCUGAAGCUUGUGUGGCCCAGUGCCAAGCUGCUGCAGGCCGCCUGCAGCGCCUCCAAUAGGGCCAGCCACAUCGUUACAGCUGCAGUCAUGCCUUCUCUACUUGAGCAAUACACGAGCCGAACAGAGUGUUCUCACAGGCGGACGUUACUGGAGGUUGUGCAGAGAUUCAUCCAGUCAGUGAGAGCCAGUCAGUCUGCUGAGAAAGAAGAGAGCGUGUUUGUCACCUUCCGUCCCUCCCUGUGCAGCAUGGUCUCAGCACUUUCAGAGAGUAACUCCAACCUGCAGAUCACAGCCACCUCAGUGCUCACUUCAUUAGCACAACAAACAGGUCUGCUGCUGGACUCUGACAUUGAGCUGGCUUUGGAUCACCUGAGCAAACUGCUGCUGACGGAGGAGGACGACAGAGUCAGUCUUGCUGUGGUGGAGUGCUCUGGAGCCUUAGCAGAGCUGCACCCAGCAGCCUUUAUCACCAAACUGAUCCCAAGACUAAAGAAGGAGAUGUUUUUUGAUCCCAUGGAUCAAGACAACAACAGAGCGGAAUCUGAGCAGCAUUCUUCAGCAGUGCGCAAGCGGUGUUUGUCUGCACUUGCUGCAAUGUCCAUCCAGGCCAGUGUUGUCCAGGAGAGCACACCUGUCAUUUUAGAGGUGCUCAGCUCAGCACACGAAGGUAGUGUUAGUUUCUCAGUGGAGGAGGUGGUGUUGGCCUGCAGCAGCCUCCAGAGGAUAGCAGAGCAGGUUCAGGACACUGAGGAGACGGGACGAUGCUUCCAUGACAUCAUCAUCCCGCGCCUGCUGUCGCUGGCACUCCAAGCUGCUCUGCAGGGUGAGGGGUCACCUGGUCAUCGUAGUCCUCUCCUUGAGGAGUCGGUCCUGUCUGCCAUGGUUCCUGUCAUCAGCACUUCAUGCUCGAGGCUGCAGCCCCCGUUGGCAGAACAGACGGCAUCGAAGGCCGUCGCACUCUUCUUGAACGGUGACGUUUCCUCUUUGCCCAACAACUCCUUCCCUUCACACAUCCAGUUGCUCAAGAAGCAGCAGGGGGACUCAUGGAGCCAGUCUCAGCUGGUCUGCCUGCUCAUGGGAUGUGUGUGUUCGUUACCUCGAGGUGUGGAGGUGCCUCAGAUAGAGCAGCUGCUGUCAGAGCUGGAGGAGAUGAGCUGCACCUGCAGUCACCCUCUGUCGUACACCUCGGCUGCGAAGUGCUUCGCUGGCCUGGUUAAUAAAAGGCCACCAGGUGACGACCUCGACAGCCUCAUUCAGAGAACCAUGAAGAGAGUGUGCACUGAGCUGGACUCUACAUCUUCAUCCACACACACCCAGGCGUUCACUCUCAUGACCUGGGUUUCCAAGGCUCUGCUUCUCAGAUACCAUCCUCUGUCUACAGCACUGACUGACAAGCUCUUCUCUAUGCUCGAUGAUGCUGACCUGGGUCCAAUGGCUGCUGAUAGCUUUUCGCUGCUGAUGAGCGACACUGUGGACAUCCUGAACCGUGGUUGCCACGCUGAUGUUCGCAUCAUGUACCGCCAGCGCUUCUUCAGCGAGAAUUCCGCCAAACUUGUGAAGGGCUUCAACGCUGCACCGCAAGAGAAGAAGCCUAACUACCUGAAGGCUCUGUCCAACAUAGUCAACAACCUGCCCAAGCAGGUUCAGAUCUCUGAGCUCCCCGCGCUGUUGACUCUGCUGCUGGAGGCCUUGUCGUGUCCAGACCAGGGUGUCCAGCUGUCCACUCUGUCCUGUCUGGAGCCUGUUCUUGCUGACCCUCCGCCCGCUCUCAUCCAGCAGCUCGAGGCUUUGGUGAACAGGCUGCUAGCUCUCAACUCCAGUCCUGCCAUGAACGUCAGAAUCGUCACGUUACGGUGCAUCCAAGCUGUGUCCCACUUCCCUGAACAUGAGAUCUUACCAUUUCGUGCCAGAGUGCUGCGAGCUCUGGCUCGACCUCUGGACGAUAAGAAGAGGCUGGUGAGGAGGGAGGCUGUUAAGGCUAGAGGAGAGUGGUUCCUGUUAGGAAGUCCUGGAGGAAGGUGAUUUUUUUUCCUUCAACCCAACCAACCCCCCUUAUCCUCCCUUGAGCUCCCUAGAUCUUCCUGGAUGGACACAGAUCUGGAAAGGUCUAACACAAGGAUCAAACCAAGGAUCAAAGCUGUGCAGUCUCACAGCAGCUUUUUCCUCCCUGUCCUCUUUUUGUUGCUCUUCCAGCAUCCCUCCAUCGUCCUACUCACAGCUUUCCUCUUCUUCCUGAAUUUUCUUCGUAACUGACCUUAUAAACGCACAAACACGAGUAAGUGGAGCGGUGACUAAGUUAAAAGAGUGGAAAUGACCAGUUUGUUUUAAUAUGUACCAUGCCUUAUUUAUGAAGGGAUCUCUUUUGCCACGCAUUAGAGGAAAUAUGUCAUUGGGUUGCAUGUUCUUGUUUAUGCUUUUAACAAUAUGAUUUAAAGUGCAGUUUCAAUCACAAAACAAUGUCUGUCAGAAGAGUCCAAAGUUCAUCUUCUAGGUUUGCUCCUCUGUGAGGUCAUUAGCUCCAAAUCCAUCCCCUCCGGAGGUCUGACAAAAAUCACACAUCAAACAGAGAUCAGAAAGAAAUAAAGGAUAGUGUUCGGUAGUGUUGAUGAUGAUUACUUGAAAAAAAAUUAAAAAUUAAAAUCUCACUUAAUUAUCAUUAUCAGCUUUGUUUUUUUCAUAUAACUAAUAAGAUUCUAACAAAACAUUUAGAUUGAGCAUCAAAGGUAAAGUUUUUGAAGUUGUAAAAUUCCUCAUGGCUUCCGUUAAAUAUUCUUCAAAUGUGUCCAGUUAUAAAUGAAGAGAGUUAACACUGUACAUACAUUAGUUGUUGACUAAAGAUGACGGGUGGUCACCUCUGCUGACGUAGCAACAUGUUCUUUCUUUUUAUUUGAUGAACAUUUUGGAAGUUUUACGCUGCAGGACAUAUCAGAGAUCUCCACUCCAGCACAGGUCAACAUGUGGACAUACAGCAGCACUGACCCCAGCAGGCUCCGACACUCUUUAUCGUUAUGUCUGUGUGAAUGUGUAACUGAGCAGUAAUGUCUUAACCAACCACAGCAGGGUGUUUGAUUCGUGCUAUUCUGGUGUGCCAGGUGGGUGGAGUCGUCGUGAUGUGGGAGUAUGUGAAUGUUUCAGUGGGAAAUGAGUGGAGCACUUCUACAUGUCCCUCACCUCCACUGACAGUUUGAAGAUAAUGAAGUGUCUAUGCUGAAUUAAGAUUAUACGUGACGUGAAUUACGAGUCAAACAUCUUCCUUUUACUCAGUGUAUGAGCAAAUAUUGAUGCUUUACCAUAGGUAUUACAUUUCAGUGAGGUGACUGACUUUGGACCUCACGUCAACAUAUGCCAAGGAAAAAGACAACAUUGAAAAUGUCUAACUUUAAAAUAAUGUCAUUAAAAUCUUCUUUAUAAUUAAAAA
Messenger RNA from Notolabrus celidotus (New Zealand spotty), 4544 nucleotides. It is a transcript of the gene mms19, whose product is annotated as MMS19 homolog, cytosolic iron-sulfur assembly component. NCBI's taxonomy places the organism in Eukaryota, Metazoa, Chordata, Actinopteri, Labriformes, Labridae. Gene Ontology annotation, biological process: iron-sulfur cluster assembly. The record is from RefSeq and is a predicted model, not a curated record. Gene Ontology annotation, cellular component: cytosolic [4Fe-4S] assembly targeting complex; MMXD complex.